GCCUCACCGCCGCCAGACUCUUCACUUCACCUGCAGCUGCUGCACGAGCCGCGAGCCCCGCUAACGGCCUGGUCCCCUUCUCUUCUGCACACAGGUUAGACCUAGGGCUAUUCCACCAUGUCGGAGAAGAUGGCCUCAAGGCAGUAUUUUAAAGGGUUUGCGCUGCUUGCGAUGCUGAUGACGAAUCCCGGGCUGACGUGGGGUCAGGAGAGUACCACCCCAACGCCCGAGGAGAGUGCCACCCCAAUGCCCGAGGAGAGUACCACCCCAACGCCCGAGGCGAGUGCCACCCCAAUGCCCGCAGCGAGUGCCGCCCCAACGUCCCCAGAUACCGCCACGAGCGCGGGUACCACGAUUCCGGGAUCCACACCGCCGACCGGGACUCCGCCCCCCUCCAGCACUGCACCGUCGGCCUCGACGACGGCGACACCGACACCAACGGCAACGGCGGUUACCACUGCAGCCGGCAGCGGCAACACAAACGCGGCAACUACAGCGUCCGGCUACAACGUCACCAUGACAAGCAUGAUUUCCUGUCGGCAGUUCACCUGUAAUGAAUCUCAGUGCUACAGCAUCUUCAUAAACCAAACCGCUAUGCCCUGCAAUGCCAGUUUCUCCUACUGCCAGCUGCAGCGUGUGGCCUACAUGAGCUACACUGUGGGUUGCAGCGCUAACUGCACCACCACACCAUGUACGAACCAGACCCAGACCGGCUGCUCUGUGGGCUGCUGCAACACUACGGACUGCCUCAAUGUCACCAUGUCCACCAUGGUCCCCACCACAGCUGCUCCAACCACAACCAAGACCACAACCAAAGCUCCGACUACGACCACUCAAGGAAGCAACGGCAAGAAGUGUAACCAGCUGACGUGCACUGGGGAGACCUGCUACACACAAGCCAGCCAGAAGACUCUGGUUGUGGCGUGCCUUGGUGGCCAGGACUACUGCCAGCUGAAGAAGACGGUGGCGGGCGCGGUCAUGACCUGGAAGGCGGGCUGUAGCGGGGACUGCAGGAAGGACACGCCCUGCUCCUCCACAGCGGUGGACUGCACCCAGGAGUGCUGCAACGCCACCCUGGCCUCCUCCUGCCUCAAGCUCGACGGCACCCUCAACAUCCCUGGCUCCGCCUCCGGCCCCGCCCUCGGCCCCGCCCCCCUGCUGCUGGCCCACGCCCUGCUGGCCUGGCUGCUCGCGUCGCAGUUCCACGUUCAGUAACCGCGGCAACUAGUGCCUUUAACGCUGCCAGCUAGAUCAGAGUAGCACAAACGUGUCCUGUGUCCUUCAGACAACCGUCACCUAUUUUAAUCUGUGUGUGAAUGCAUGUGCGUGUGCUGCAUGUGUAAUGUGUAUGUGUUGCAUGUGUAAUGUGUGUGUGUGUGUGUGUGUGUGAGUGUGUGCGUUUAUCUGUAAGGUGUGUGUGCGUGUGUGUGUGGCAUGUGUAAUGUGUGUGUGUGUGUGUGUGUGUGUGUGCUUAUAUAAAAAAGAAUGUUUAAGCUUCACAUGUUCUUCUGCAUGACAGUGAUUCUGAGCAAUACUGGCCUGUGACAUUUCCACAAGAUGAGCUGUGAUUCUUUCUGCUGGAGGCACAGCUAUCCAACCCAGGGGCACCACCAGGGAUUUUGGGCCCUAUGAAAAAGAUCUCACACUGGGCCCACCACUCCAGAAAAUCCUAUAUUCUAAAAAAAAUUUUGAGAGCCCCUAUCAGUCAGGGCGCUUGGAAUUGAACUUUGAAUUGUACUGGUACCUUUGACCAACCAUGUUAGUGGAGCUUGCUAUUAUCAUCAAAAUCACUUUGAAAUUUGUACUUUUAAAAAAAAAACACUGUUACUCGCAUGUAAUGAUGUCAAAGUACUGACUGAAUACAGCCUUGGUGAUGUAAACGUAGCAGGUUGGAAAAAAAAGACCUCAAGAAAUUCCAAGCUUCCUACUCAAUUUGUUUUACCUAUGUCCAAAUGCACUUUAUUAACGUAAAAUAAGACCUCAACGCAGGCCAACUGCUUUGUUAAGUAACAACUUGAAGCAAGUGUUACGUAGAAUUAUGAGUUGGGUAGUCAAUGAGGUGAAUGAAAAGCAGAACAGAGGACUAAUAGAUGACACUUCACUUGAACUAUAUGCCAUAAAGCCUAUGUAACACUUCCGUUAGCAUGGCAUAACAUGUCAUAAGCAGCUAUAACAGCAUUUUACAGCUCAUGAAUAAUGUCAUAAUAUAUGCACUGAUUUUUACAAAUUUUAUCAAGUUCAUAAUAACUGUUAGAAAAUUAUUACUGUUUAUGUUAUGACAUUGUUAUGACAUGGCUGUCGGAAAGCUCUAAUACACUGUCAGGACUGGUUAUGACAGCUGCUAUGUCAUCCUUAUGACAGCUGCUAUGUCAUGCUUAUGACAGUAUCAUAUAUGCUGAAUGACCUAUAGUUCAAGUAACAUUACAGAAUCAUACGUUAUCUUUACCAAACCCCUUCAGUGAUGCCUCUGCAAUUCAGGUUUAAAAAAAAAGAUUCUAAUGUUCCUUUUGUCUCACAUAAACACACAGUUCUGGUAACACAUGCAUCUUGUGAACUAUAGAGAUUUUUUAUGUUCCAUAAUGAGAUAGUCCAGGUGUGUCAUACAACUUAAGAGUCAUCUUUGCAGUGCUAUUGAACUUAUUUUUGUAACUCUGGAUACAACCAGAGCAUGCCAUUUAUCACAUUAUCCUAUAGUAAAAUGUUGAAUAAUGCUUGGUGUAAUAUUAAGAGAACUAUAUCAUUUUAAGCAGUUUUUUUCGGCUAAAAUGUAUAUAUUUGUACAAACUGUAAUGACUGCUUUUUAAAACCUACCAAAUAAAAUGUUGCUAACAUAG
Messenger RNA from Anguilla anguilla (European eel), 2834 nucleotides. RefSeq lists its product as uncharacterized. The record is from RefSeq and is a predicted model, not a curated record. The coding region runs from base 118 to 1215 and encodes 365 amino acids. Lineage: Eukaryota; Metazoa; Chordata; Actinopteri; Anguilliformes; Anguillidae. The transcript is spliced from 8 exons.